Molecule: messenger RNA, 1605 nt
Organism: Komagataella phaffii GS115
Lineage: Eukaryota; Fungi; Ascomycota; Pichiomycetes; Pichiales; Pichiaceae
Product: Alpha-1,2-mannosidase involved in ER quality control
Exons: 1
Coding region: 1-1605 (534 amino acids)
Biological process (GO): carbohydrate metabolic process; N-glycan processing
Cellular component (GO): endoplasmic reticulum; membrane
Molecular function (GO): mannosyl-oligosaccharide 1,2-alpha-mannosidase activity; calcium ion binding
Source: RefSeq, a predicted model, not a curated record
AUGAUGGCAAAAGCGUUUUUGGUAUUCAUAUUGGCAUAUUUUCUUUACUAUUUGACCUCUCAUAUUACAAAUUUCUGGCCGGUACACACUAUUGUUGAGCAACCAGGACACAAUGAGAUAUGGAAGGCCCGAAAAGAUGAAGUUCGUAAAGUGUUUCACGAGUCAUGGGUGGAUUAUGUAAAGCACGGUUGGGGGAAGGAUGUGUAUCAUCCUGUCUCUCAAACUGCAGAGAAUAUGGGUCAAAAUCCUUUGGGCUGGAUUAUCGUUGACAGUCUUGAUACUUUGCACUUGAUGAACUUGAGUAAAGAACUAACGCGUGCCAGUGAUUGGAUUAAACAUGAACUCGACUACGACUUUGAUUAUGAGGUCAAUGUAUUUGAAACAACGAUUCGAAUGCUAGGGGGCUUCCUAUCAGCUUUUCAUCUCACCAAAGACAAUUUGUAUCUGGACAAGGCAGUAGACUUGGCAGACAGACUUAUUGGCAGUUUUGAAUCGAACUCUGGGAUCCCAUAUGCGUCUGUCAACUUGAAAACUGGCAAAGGUGUUCGGUCACAUGUUGAUAUGGGCUCCAGCUCAACUGCUGAAGUGGCAACACUCCAACUAGAGUUCAAGUAUCUUUCUCAAUUAACUGGGAAUAGCAUUUAUUGGAAAAAGGUUGAACACAUUAUAGCUGUUUUGGAUUCCAACCAUCCCACGGAUGGACUGGUGCCUAUUUAUGUUCAACCGGAUACUGGCUCAUAUUGGGGUAAUCUGAUCAGGUUGGGGUCCAGGGGUGACUCCUAUUACGAAUAUCUUAUCAAGCAAUAUCUGCAAACGAAUGAGACUGUCUACAAAGAAAUGUACGAUGAGGCUAUACGAGGAGUGAAGAAACAUUUGGUACGGAAGUCAAUCCCAAGUAGAUUAACAUUUAUCGGUGAAUUACCUAAUGGUAUCAAUGGUGAGUUUUCUAAUAAGAUGGACCAUCUUGUUUGUUUCCUUGGUGGAACUUUAGCAGUUGGAGCCACCAAUGGACUAACCAUCAAUGAAGCUCGUCAAUCUGACUUUUGGAACCCUGAAAGGGAAUUCCAGUUUUCACUUGGUAAAGAGCUUACCCAAACGUGCUACAAAAUGUAUCACGACGUUUCAGCAACUGGUUUGGCGCCAGAAAUUGUGGUAUUCAAUACUGAUAGAAAAGUCCAGCAUGAUUUUUACAUUAAGCCUGCGGAUAAACACAACUUGCAAAGACCGGAGACUGUGGAAUCCUUAUUUUAUAUGUACAAAAUCACCAGAGAUCCAAUGUAUCGUGACUGGGGCUAUAAAAUUUUCAAGAACUUUGUCAAGCAUACACGCGUAACCAGCGGCGGAAGAAACAACAAUGUUCGUUACUCUUGUUUGCAAGAUGUCACAGCAACUAUCCCUAAAUAUAGAGACAACUUGGAAUCAUUCUGGUUUGCAGAAACAUUAAAAUACCUCUAUUUGCUCUUCGAUGAUGAUGUGGCUGAACAAUGGGAUCUCAAUAAGGUUGUAUUUAAUACUGAAGCACACCCUUUUCCAAGAUUCUUCCAAAACCUAAAGUUCAAAACUGGCUGGGAGAGAGUUAAGCCUACAUCACCUUUAUCAUCGUAG